UAAAGCAAAUAAUGAAUACGAGACCACUUACUUAUGUGUAUGAAGAUUUUGAAAAUUCUCAUGAAACUUUAAGACCCAUAGAUUUAAUUAUGCCCCAAAGGAACGAAAAUACAAUUAACUUAGAUGAUUUAGAUGAAAAUGAAUUUGUUUUAAAAGAAACCCAAAAGGAUGAAUUGAUUAAAGAAUGGAAAAGAGCAAAUGAAAUGCUAUUAAAAUUUUGGGAAAAUUGGCAAAAGGAAUACUUGAAUCAACUCAGAGAGAGAAAGGACAAGCAUAGUCAAAAGGUCGCAAAAAGAAAUUACUCUCCCACAAUAGGUGAAAUUGUUUUGGUCCAGGAUAAAAAUAUUCCGAAAAAUUACUGGCAAAUGGGAAAAAUCGUAGAACUUGUGAAAAGCAAAGACGGAUUAAUACGCUCAGCUAAAAUUAAAUCAAAAGGAAAAAUAUUAACAAGAGCGAUUGCUUUGCUAUACCCCUUGGAAUUAUUCGCUGAAACUGAAAAUAAAGAAAAGGAAUUUAAAAAUGAAGAAAAAAUUUUGAGUCAGAAAGGUAAAGAAAAAACUGCAAAAGAAAACAUAGAAAAGGGAAUCCAUCCAAUGAAAUUAAGAGCAAGAAAAAACCAACCCAACUAUAAUGAGAAUGAAAUAGAAGAAGAGGAUAUUCAUAUAAUGUAUUACACAGAUGAGAGUGAUGGUGAGCCAUAUAGUGAAGAAGAGGAAAGUGACGAUAGCGAAUACGGAAAUAAUCAAGCAGUUGAAAUUGAAAGGGCAAUAAAUAGAGGUCCUAUCCCGGUAAACAGAGGAAUAUUCAUACGCGUGCCAGAGGACCCCAUAGAAGCCCGAAUUAAAAGAAAACCAAUUGUAAAUAAUAAGUAUAAUGAAAGAAGACCUAUAACUUUAUAUUGUAUUUGUCCUUGUAAAUUUUCGAAGGAUGAAGAAUGUUAUUGUGUAGAUCGGACACAUCCAUGUACUUGUUAUCCGAUUCCAGAUGAUCCGAUAAAAGCGAAGGAAUUUAAAAAUCUUCAUUUAUUGGAAAAAAUAAAAAAGGUUAACCCGUUUAAAGAAAGCAUUGAACAGUAUUGGAAACAACAACCAAAAAUCAAUAACAAAUAUAAAACAAAAAACAAAGAGCGUUUAAAAUUUUUUAGUAAAGUGAUAAAUAAAUGGCUAGCGCUUGCUUUUAUAAUAUAUUUGUAUUUUACACGAAUCACUAGUGUUUCUAACCCCUGCGCCAAGAAUGAACCGCUCCAGUUUGUAGAAAUGCAUGAAUGUAUUUCAAAGGGAUUAGUAAUAAAUAGGGAUAAACAAGGACGACUUUGUUGGCAAAAUAUUGAUUGUGGGACAGGCCAUUUAAGGAUUAGAAAAGAUAAAGCAGGAUACUGUGGAGAAAAGUGUCAAUGCCCCGCAUGGACUAAUCAGUGUAGUUUUUAUAUUGGACCAACUAGUAGAAAUUCAACAUUAAAAAAUGAAAAAGUAAGAAAAAUUUUGGAUUCCGAGGAAAUAAAAAAGAGAAUUUGUUCAAUAGAGCCAAAUGCAAAUUGCGCUAAAACUAAAUCAAUAAAAGAAGUAGACCAAAUAGAGUUAUAUGAUGGAAGUAAAAUACUUGUAAAUAAUUUAAACAUAAUAAUAGACGAUUUAAUUGAACAUGAAUUUAUGUGCAUUGGUAAGGGCCCCAUAACUGGAUCCGCUAAAUACUGUGAAAAACAUCAUUGUUAUGAAAAAGGCACUAAAUUCUGUUAUUAUACCCGAAAUGAGAUCGCAUUUUUUGAAACUAGAUUUGGUAAUAUCCCCAUACGUGCCUGGGGUAAAACAAAGAUUAAAAUUUAUGACUUUAUAGAGAAAAAGGAAAAAUCAAAAUGCGAAAUGUGUGAAGUAAAAUGUACAAGUGAAGGAAUUCAAAUAACUAGUGAAAAUAAAUUAAGCGGGUUUGAAAUGUGUCUAAAUCAAAAAUGUGAAUAUACCGCCUUUCCUGAAAAAAUUGAAAAUAAAACGCUCGCAAAGAAAACACUAGUAAAUGAUUAUGUUGUCCUUACAAUGUAA
Molecule: messenger RNA, 2036 nt
Organism: Meloidogyne enterolobii
Lineage: Eukaryota; Metazoa; Nematoda; Chromadorea; Rhabditida; Meloidogynidae
Source: the annotation of a GenBank genome assembly